AUGAAGAAGUCUUACACAGGAGUCACACGGACCUCCAGCGGCCGUCUCCGGAAGCUUGGUGACCCAACUGGCCCGGCCUUGAAAAGAUCUUUUGAGGUCGAGGAGGUCGAGACGCCCAACUCCACCCCACCCCGGAGGGUCCAGACGCCCCUGCUCCGGUCCUCUGUGGCCAGCUCCACACAGAAAUUCCAGGACCUGGGUGUGAAGAACUCAGAGCCUGCAGCCCGCCAUGUAGACUCCCUGAGCCAGCGAUCCCCCAAGGCUGCCCUGCGGAGGGUCGAGCUCUCCGGGCCCAAGGCUGAGCCUGUGUCCCGGCGCACCGAGAUCUCCAUCGACAUCUCGUCCAAGCAGGUAGAGAACGCCGGCACCGCUGGGCCAUCCCGGUUCGGGCUCAAGCGGGCCGAGGCGCUGGGCCACAAGACGCCAGAGCCCGCCCCCAGGAGGACGGAGAUCACCAUAGUCAAGCCCCAGGAGUCAGCCCACCGGAGGAUGGAGACCCCCGCCUCUAAGAUGCCCGAGGUGCCCGCUGCCCCCGCCGCUGACGCAGCCCCCAAGAGGGUCGAGAUCCAGGUGCCCAAGCCAGCCGAGGGGCCCGCCUCCCCCAUCCCACCCCAGACCCUGGAGAAUUCAGAACUCGCCCCGAUGUCUCAGCUGCAGAGCAGGCUGGAGCCCAAGCCCCAGCCCCCCGUGGCCGAGAUCCCACCCAAGAGCCACGAGGCCACCGAGGCAGCUCCCAGCAGCGCUGGCGAAAUGGCCGACACCCCCAGAGAUGCCACACUCAAGCAGCCGCCCGCGCCGCGGAACGAGAAGGCCUCUGUGGACUUCGGCUACGUGGGGAUCGACUCCAUCCUGGAGCAGAUGCGCAGGAAGGCCAUGAAGCAGGGCUUCGAGUUCAACAUCAUGGUGGUGGGGCAGAGCGGUUUGGGAAAGUCUACCUUGAUCAACACCCUCUUCAAAUCCAAGAUCAGCCGGAAGUCAGUGCAGCCCACCUCGGAGGAGCGCAUCCCUAAGACCAUUGAGAUCAAGUCCAUCACACACGAUAUUGAGGAGAAGGGCGUCCGCAUGAAGCUGACGGUCAUCGACACGCCGGGCUUCGGGGACCACAUCAACAAUGAGAAUUGCUGGCAGCCCAUCAUGAAGUUCAUCAACGACCAAUACGAGAAGUACCUGCAAGAGGAGGUCAACAUCAACCGGAAGAAGCGCAUCCCGGACACCCGCGUCCACUGCUGCCUGUACUUCAUCCCCGCCACCGGCCACUCCCUCAGGCCCCUGGACAUCGAGUUCAUGAAGCGCCUGAGCAAAGUGGUCAACAUCGUCCCGGUCAUCGCCAAGGCCGACACGCUGACCCUGGAGGAGAGGGUCUACUUCAAACAGCGGAUCACUGCGGACCUGCUGUCCAAUGGCAUUGACGUGUACCCCCAGAAGGAGUUUGACGAGGACUCUGAGGACCGGCUGGUGAACGAGAAGUUCCGGGAGAUGAUUCCGUUUGCUGUGGUGGGCAGUGACCACGAGUACCAAGUGAAUGGGAAGAGGAUCCUUGGAAGGAAAACCAAGUGGGGCACCAUUGAAGUCGAGAACACCACUCACUGUGAGUUUGCUUACCUGCGGGACCUCCUUAUCAGGACACACAUGCAGAACAUCAAAGACAUCACCAGCACCAUCCACUUCGAGGCCUACCGCGUGAAGCGUCUGCAUGAGGGCAGCAGCGCCGUGGCCAACGGCGUCGAGGAGAAGGCGCCCGAAGCCCAGGAGAUGUAG
Rangifer tarandus platyrhynchus (Svalbard reindeer) is the source of this 1758-nucleotide messenger RNA. The record is from the annotation of a GenBank genome assembly. NCBI's taxonomy places the organism in Eukaryota, Metazoa, Chordata, Mammalia, Artiodactyla, Cervidae.